This is a messenger RNA of Cryphonectria parasitica EP155, 1114 nucleotides long. RefSeq names its product Metallo-dependent hydrolase. The coding region runs from base 21 to 872 and encodes 283 amino acids. Gene Ontology annotation, molecular function: adenosine deaminase activity. NCBI's taxonomy places the organism in Eukaryota, Fungi, Ascomycota, Sordariomycetes, Diaporthales, Cryphonectriaceae. Gene Ontology annotation, biological process: adenosine catabolic process; inosine biosynthetic process. The transcript has 3 exons. The record is from RefSeq and is a predicted model, not a curated record.
CCGAGAUCCGCCCUAAUUUCAUGGACACCAACCAGGUGUGGAUGGACGACGGGUCGAGCAAGAUCGACAACAUUGGCAUCAUGAAGAUGAUUAUCGACGAGUACGAGAAGUUCCAGGCCGAGGCAAAGCGCAAACCAGGCGCUUACUUUGGCGGGCUCAAGAUAAUCUACUGCUGCCCGAGGUCAUAUCCCAAGGACAAGGUCGCAAAUGGACUAAAGCAGUGCUUGGAAUUUAAGAAGAGGUGGCCGCAGUGGAUUGCCGGAUUCGACCUGGUUGGCGAGGAAGGCAAGGGCAAGCCCCUCAACUUCUUCAUCCCCGAAUUCCUCCAGUUUCAAAAUGACUGCAGGGAGGCAAAGGUUGAGAUUCCUUUCCUCUUCCACUGCGGCGAGACGCUGGAGAUGGGCUCGGAGACGGAUGGCAACCUCCUGGACGCUCUGCUCCUCAAGUCCAAGCGUAUAGGCCACGGGUUUGCCCUCACCAGGCACCCCUAUAUCAUGGAGCGGAUGAAGCAGGAUAACAUCUGUAUCGAGCUGUGCCCGAUAUCGAACGAGGUUCUGGGCCUGACGCCGCGGGCCAAUGGACAUGCCAUGUACGCCCUGCUCGCCAACAACGUGCACUGUACGGUCAACAGCGACAACGGGACACUUUUUAACUCCACGUUAUCUCACGAUUUCUACCAGGUCAUGAUCGGCAAGUCAAACAUGACGCUGUUCGGCUGGAAGCAGCUCAUCGAGUGGAGCCUAGAGCACGCGUGUCUGUCCAAGAAGGAAUAUGAGGCUAUCCACGCCGCGUGGGCCAAGAAGUGGGAAGCGUUCCUAGACGAGGUCAUUGCAGAGUUUGGGGCAUCUGCUGUCACUGUCAAGACCUCAUGAUCUUUUCCUUUUGUUUUACGAUACCAUACAAUUCCUCUGUCUAUAUUCGUGAUGCUCGAUCCAUUAGAUCGCGACGCAUCCGGUAUACUUUUUUAUGUUCAUUUUUGUGUAAUGAUCUUCUGGCGGCGGUUUGCUCUGUCUUGUUCAUCUCUGGAGGCAGCGUCAUGACAUGCAGUACGAUAGAGAGAGGGGCCGAGAGGGGGAUGGUCGUUCAAAUUCCAGGAUUUAUCUAUGGCCCGCUG